CUUUAAAGGAGCUUAUAAUUGUUUAUCUUACAAUUUUUUAACUAAUGGAUUAUCAAAGAGCUUUUAAAUGGACGUAUAAUAGUUGUAUGGUUUUAAUUAUUCUAUGUGCACGCUUUACAAACGCAUCCAGAUUUGAGAGUACUUCUGAUUUGGAAUAUUCUAAAACUUGGUCAAGAAUAAGACAAGCGUACAACCCAUUUUUGCGACCAAAUUUUACAGGCAACGUCACCAGCGUAGUCAUGUCUUUAACAAUUCUUCAGUUUGACAGUCUUAAUGAUGACGAAAAGAGCUUCAAGACGGAUAUGUACCUACGUCAACUAUGGGUUGACUAUAGAGCUGCUCACAAUCUAAGUACUGUUCUAAUACCAGUAAUUGGAAAAAAGCAUCCAUCCUCUUAUAUAUGGGUACCGGACACAGUUUUUAGUGGUAUGCUAGGUGGGCAUAUACAUACAAUGACAGUUGGAAACCAUAAACUUGAUAUAUAUCCGAAUGGCACCAUUUUUUGGGGAUGUAGAAUUACACUUAAAUCAUACUGUUUGUUUAAUUUGCGUAAUUAUCCUAUGGAUACACAACGAUGUGAAGUAGGAAUAGAAAGCUAUGCUUAUGACAACCGCCAUAUAAAUUACAUUUGGGACAAAAACCAUCCUGUUAUACUACAUCUUCUUGAACUUCCCCAACACACUGUGCAAGUAGAAAAUACAUCAAGGUAUUUGAAAUACUACAGUUUUUCAUCAAACAAAGAAGGUGAAUACACAUUUUUGAAAUUCGAUGCUGUAUUUAUAAGAAGAGUUCAAGCCUACAUACUUCAAGCAUACUUUCCUUCUGCUUCCCUUGUUGUAGUGUCUUGGAUAUCAUUUUGGUUUCAUACAAAUUGUGCAGUAGCAAGAAUGAGUUUUGGAAUCGUUAGUCUGCUUACAACAUAUAGGCUGUGGGAAGUUGUUAUAAAAAGUACGCCAAAAAUAAAUUAUACAACUGCACUUGAUAUUUACAUGUUGGGGUGUAUAACUUUUAUUUGUUUUUCGUUGUUGGAGUAUGGUCUAGCGACAAAUUUUCAUUUUUCUCGUUGGAAAAAAAAACGAUCAACUCAUUUGUUGAAUAGCUUAAACAAACGUCGUGAAACAUUAAACCAAGUUGAUUUAAGAGUGUCAUUUUCGAAUAGCUUGAAAAAUAAACAACCAUUGUUUUAUCUGGAAAGUUCUGAUACUAAAGCAACACAUCCCGAAGGCGUGGACUUAUAUAACAAUCUCGGAAAAGCGAAUAUCCGCAAAAUGUCUAAACAAGAGCAAAAAUUGAAACUGAAAGAAGAAUAUUUAAGUAUGUGGAAAAGUGAUCUUCCAAAAAAACGCCCUUAUUAUUUUGAACCCAUGAUGGUGACAGGAAAACCAGCAUCUUUAGAUAUAGCUAGCCGGUUUUUGUUUCCGUUUGGUUUUCUUUGCUUUAAUGUUGUGUAUUGGGCAUAUUUUUUACAAAAAACAUAAAAAAAGCUGAGUUCUACUAACUUUUUAUAAGUUUUAGGAUUUUUAAAAAAAUAUCAAUUACGAAAAAAAUA
Messenger RNA from Hydra vulgaris (swiftwater hydra), 1549 nucleotides. Its product is annotated as gamma-aminobutyric acid receptor subunit pi. Gene Ontology annotation, biological process: chloride transmembrane transport; signal transduction; chemical synaptic transmission. Gene Ontology annotation, molecular function: transmitter-gated monoatomic ion channel activity involved in regulation of postsynaptic membrane potential; transmembrane signaling receptor activity; chloride channel activity. Gene Ontology annotation, cellular component: synapse; plasma membrane; neuron projection. Lineage: Eukaryota; Metazoa; Cnidaria; Hydrozoa; Anthoathecata; Hydridae. The record is from RefSeq and is a predicted model, not a curated record.